CCUUACCUAUAAACGGUGUGGCCGCCCAGGGGCCCGGCCUCAGUGGGGUGUCGGGGGGCCGGUUGGCCGGAGGCGGUGGAGGAGGAGGAGGAAGCAGAGCCCCAGCAAUUGGAUUGGUGUAGCAGCUCAGGAUGAUGGACCAUGCUCGAUCAGCUCUCUCCAAUUUGUUUGGCGGAGAGCCACUGUCAUACACCCGUUUCAGCCUGGCUCGGCAAGUGGAUGGAGACAGCAGUCAUGUGGAAAUGAAACUGGCUGCAGAUGAGGAAGAUGGGGUAGAAAACAGCUCAGGUGACAGGACUACCCGUGGUGUAAAACGGAGAAACGUUCUUGGAAACAUCUGCUUCGGAAUCAUUGCUAUUGCUAUCUUCUUCUUGAUUGGGUUUAUGAUUGGCUACCUGAGCUUCUGCAAGCAAGUGGACCCAAAUGGUAGCUGUACAAGUUAUUCUGGUGAAGAAUCAGAGAAAACCCCAUCAGAUACUUCAGCAGAGCUUCCCUACGAAGAACCAGGCUUGGAAUAUUCACCUAGGUUAUACUGGGGUGACCUGAAAGAGAUACUGUCAAAGAAAUUGAAUGUUCAGCCCUUUCUCAACACCCUUACAGAAAUCUCUCUCAAGUAUCCUUCACGUGAAGCCGGCUCUCAAGGUGAUGAAAAUCUUGGGCACUUUAUUCGUAGUGAGUUCAUCAAAUUUAAACUGGAUAAAGUCUGGAGCGAUGAACACUAUGUUAAAGUACAAGUUAAAGGCAGUGGGGCUCAGAACUUGGUAGCAUUUGUGAAUGCUAAUGGAAAGAAUCAAGAAUUGCUAGAGGAACCUGAAGGUUAUGUGGCCUACAGUGCCAAUACAACAGCUGUCGGUAAACCAGUUUAUGCCAAUUAUGGAUCUAAAAGUGACUUUGCAAUUUUGAAGGAGAGAAAUAUUGCCAUCAAUGGAUCAAUAGUUAUUGUCAGAGCUGGGACCAUCACUUUUGCCGAGAAGGUUGCUAAUGCCGAGAGCUUCAAAGCAGCUGGUGUUCUGAUAUAUCUAGACCGCAAAGAUUUUGCACUUGUUGAAGCUAAAGCAGCAGUCUUUGGACAUGCACACCUAGGAACAGGAGACCCUUUCACACCUGGCUUUCCUUCUUUCAACCAUACUCAGUUUCCUCCAUCCAAAUCCUCAGGACUACCUAAUAUUCCUGCCCAAACAAUCUCCAGGAGUGCUGCAGAAACACUAAUGAGACAAAUGGAUGGAGAACAGUGUCCUCAACAGUGGGAAGGUGGUCCCACAUGUAAAAUUAACUCACUAAAGGACAAUUUGGUGAAACUUGUGGUUAACAACAUGAUGGUGGAAAAGAAAAUCAAUAAUAUCUUUGGCGUUGUCAAGGGUUUGGAUGAACCAGAUCGUUAUGUUGUGGUAGGUGCUCAGAGGGAUGCCUGGGGGCCUGGAAUUGCCAAGUCUGGUGUGGGAACAUCCCUCCUGCUGAAUCUUGCCCGCACCUACUCUGAUAUGGUCCUAACAGGAGGCUAUAAACCUAGAAGAAGCGUUGUCUUUGCCAGCUGGAGUGCUGGAGAGUUUGGAUCUGUUGGUGCCACUGAAUGGCUAGAGGGUUACCUUUCUACACUUCACUUGAAGGCCUUCACGUACAUCAACCUGGAUUCUGCUGUAGUUGGUGAUGGAAAUUUCAAAGUUUCUGCCAGUCCUAUGUUGUACACUCUGCUUGAGAAGACUAUGCAAGAGGUAAAAUAUCCCAGUGGAUCUUCUCUCUUCAGAGACACCGACUGGGUAAAGGAUGUUGAGCCACUUUCUUUGGAUAAUGCUGCAUUUCCUUUCAUCGCAUAUUCUGGAAUCCCUGCUGUUUCAUUCUCUUUCUGUGGGGAUAAAAAAUACCCAUAUUUGGGCACUCAACUGGAUACUCUCGAUAAUUUGAAGUCAUUCCCCAAUCUGAACAGCUUGAUGCGAGCAGCUGCAGAAGUAGCUGGUCAGAUGAUGAUCAGGCUCACCCAUGACCAUGAAUUGUACCUGGAUUAUGUGAGAUACAACCAAGAGCUGCUUAAAUUCAUCAAGGCGUUUUCUCCAUUCCAACAGGAAAUCAAGGCCCUGGGUCUGAGUUUACAGUGGCUGUACUCUGCUCGUGGUGACUUCGUUAGGGCGACUACUGCCCUGACCACUGACUUCCAGAAUGCUGAGAGUGAAAACAAGUUCAUUACCCGAUUGAUCAAUGACCGCAUCAUGAAAGUGGAAUACUACUUUCUCUCCCCCUAUGUCUCGCCCAAGGAAACUCCCUUCCGUCAUAUCUUCUGGGGCUCGGGCUCUCAUACUCUGUCAGCUCUGAUAGAACAUCUGGAUCUUCUGAAGAAAAAAGAUGACGCCUUCAAUGAAACCCUGUUCAGAAACCAACUGGCCCUCGCUACCUGGACUAUCCAGGGGGUGGCUAACGCUCUAGCCGGUGAUAUUUGGGACAUAGAUAAUGAGUUUUAGUUGAGAUGCGGACUCCUGCGCUAAAAACAGGAACAGGGCAGCUCAGCCCCCAACCACUUUACUUUUUUUUUUUUUUUUGAGCUGAAACACUUUUUCCAGUAGAGCUGCAAAAGAUUGAUAACUGACUUCUGCCCAUCUUGGUACAAGAAUGUUGCAAGGCAGCUGCUGCUCCUAGCACAGUGCAGAUGCAUACAAUGCAGGUAAUUGUACUUCUGGUUUAAUACUGGUAUUCUUGCUAUACUGAACUCAAAUCAAAUCACUUGGAAAAAUCUGUAAGGUUAUCCUCUCCUGGUCAGCCUGAAGGAUCAAAAGUUACCUCUUUCCUGUUACACUUGAGCAGAGUCUUACAAAUUUAAGACCUGUGACUUUCUCAGACUUGAGGGCCAGGGUUAACUGUGAUCUCUGAAGGGUGAAUGGGGAUAAAAGAUGGCCAUACCGGGGGAACAAAGUGUUGGCCUGUGUCCUGCUCUUUCCCUCUUCAGUUGCCAUUAAGCAGAAUACUGGGUUACCAAACGUGAACCUCAAUGACAGAUGUUUAACUCUUCUGAACAGACAGUUUUGUCUCAGCUAUGGAAGAGAAAAGCAAGUUUAACUCCGGAAGGAAAACCGUGGCUUUUCUUCCUGCCAACAAGGUCUGAAAUAAUAGGUGACCCUCAGCUGGUAUAUUAACUUGAAAACCCCACAUGAUGGUAACCUCCAUUGUGUGAGGUAAAAGUUUCUUAAAAAGGUCAUUAAAAGAUCAGAAGCCAGACUUUUUUUUUUUGCCUUAAUUUCUAGUCUUCCCUUCUCUUUCUCUCCCCUUCCCCACCCCUCAACAAAGAGACUUGGCUUAAGAGGAAGAAAUCCUCAGGACCACACCAGUUUUCUAUCCACCUUAUUUCAGAUCCUGUUGCUCAGCUUGUCAAAUCCCUAAAAUACAUGCUUGCCAAACUUUGGCCAAAAUGUUAAAACCUCAUGAGGAAAAUGUUUCCAUCAUUUGGCACUGAGAUAUUUAUUUUGUUUAUUUAUUUAUCAGUGACAGAGUUCACUAUAAAUGGUGUUUCAUUUUUUUAUAGAAGAUAAUUAUCGGAAGCAGUGCCUUCCAUAAUUAUGACAGUUAUACUGUCGUUUUUUUAAUAAAAGCAGCAUCUGCUAUUAAAAGCGAACGGAUACUGGAAGUCUUGCAUCGAGUCUCAAUUUACGGGUCAGCGGUGUCAAAGGAAUGAGAUUGGCCAAGCACAGAAUUUUUUUAGUUCGUAAUUCCAGCUUCUUAGAGGAGCAAAAAGUCAAGUAAUGAGAUCGGGAGGCGGCUCCUUAUAACAACUGAAGAUGCUCACUUUCCCCCCCACUGGUGCUGUGUUGAGCACAGCCAGAUGUGAACCCCGGUUUGCCCACAGAGCAUUGAGUGGGGUGAAACCACGGGCACGGCUAUCACUUGACACUGGAAUCGCGCGUGCGAGGCCUUAACUUGUAGACCGAUUCAGGCUAUUUCGGAUCGGUGCAAAGCUUCCAGUACCUAUGUCACGAACCUAACUCACAUUAUCGGGAGCAGUGUCUUCCAUAAUGGAUAAAGAACAAGGUAGCUUUUGCCUACCAAGGUGUUUAUAUCGGAGGCAGUGAUCUCCAUAUGUCACACUAAGGGUGUACGUAAUUAUCGGGAACAGUGUUUCCCAUAAUUUUCUUCAUGCAAUGACAUCUGCAAGGCUUGAAGAUGUUAGUAUCUAACAUGUAUUCUCGGCUUCCUGCGAUUGUCUCUCCGCCCUCUAGUCUCUUGCAGAAGCAUGCUUUUGUAAUCUGCACUCCUUGUGGGCAAGUACUCAACCAUUGUAAAACUAAAACUGUUUCAGAAUUGCUGGGGUUUUUUUUUUUUGUUUUUUUUUUACUUAAUGUGGGUGGGUUUUGUUUUCUUUGCACUUGCGUCGCUGUGACUUCUUUAGAUGUUACGUUGAUCCUGGGAUAGGUAGGACUACACUUAUAACGUAAGCUGUUGAUGAACAAUCUUGCUCCAAUACUUCCCUUUGCACUCGAGUAUGUUCCUAGUUAAAGUGGUUCAGAUGUGUCAAAACUCAGUACUAGCUCCGCAGUGGGGAGGGGACGAGAGAGGCUCACUGCUUCUCUCAAACACGCAGUGAUUGCGCUUGAGUGGACAUCCGAGUCGGCCAAGCUGAUCUCUGACCCUGGGCCUCUGUUCUCUUGGUGAGCCACUGUUCGAAAGCGACCCUGGCAGAAUUGAUCCCUACUCUCCCCUGCAAAGUGACGGAAUCCAAGUCUAACUCUUGAUUAUGAAAACUGUCUGAAUCCAGAAACUACUAACCGCCCCUGCCUCCAAUUAGUGCCUCCCCGCUGUUGGAUCUUGGAACACAGGGGACUCGACUCUAAAGUUGGGUGGUGGGCAUCCGAAGGCCCUUGUGGUGCUUACGACAAAGGGCUGCCAUUUCAUCCUCUAGACUAGCGAGCAGCCCUUGUUCUAGCUUCCAAGUAGCAGUAGGCGUAUUUCCACCCCCCUCAUAGGUUUGACCUGCUCUCUAGGGACCAGCUGCAGAUUGAAAUGAGACAGACUUGCAUGUUGCUGGGUGUAACCCUGUGUAGACUUAAUCUCAUCAGGUAGUGAUUGGACUUGACUUAUUUCUUGCAUUAUGACAAACUGUUACUCAAGCUUUAGCCUUUCUGACCACAAGGUCCUAGUAUCAGUUGGAGGGCCCUGUUCUCAGCCUCAAGUAUCUCGUGCCUAUCUCUAAGCAUGAAUAUUGGUAUCCUCUGCUCAUCUCCUGAAUGUUCCUACCUUUUUAAUGCUUAUCCCGUGAAUGUAUCUGCUCUCCAACUUUCGGUGUGUGAUGGUGGGUAUCGCGUAGUAUUCGGCUGUAUCUCUGGAGCACAUAUCCUUGUUCUUGUACCAGUCACUGGCAGGUACGUGUGGAACUUCAAAGUUCCUCCUUAACCUGUCGUCUGAUCAAAUAAAAUGCUUGAAAACAA
Messenger RNA from Ornithorhynchus anatinus (platypus), 5405 nucleotides. It is a transcript of the gene TFRC, whose product is annotated as transferrin receptor. The coding region runs from base 132 to 2453 and encodes 773 amino acids. Gene Ontology annotation, cellular component: external side of plasma membrane. Gene Ontology annotation, biological process: transferrin transport; intracellular iron ion homeostasis. Gene Ontology annotation, molecular function: transferrin receptor activity. NCBI's taxonomy places the organism in Eukaryota, Metazoa, Chordata, Mammalia, Monotremata, Ornithorhynchidae. The record is from RefSeq and is a predicted model, not a curated record. The transcript is spliced from 19 exons.